AUGGUAGAGCUCGGGCAGAAGACACUCUCUGACUCACAUACUCCAAAAUUCAUGUCGCUUGGCCAUAUUCUGGUAGACCAGUACACCCAUAUGCAAGUUUUUCAGUUUCCCAAAUGGUUUCGGUGCCGGGGUAGCUCGGAGAUCAAGUUGGUGAAGCUUGUGGGGUCCAUUGAAUUGAAGAGGUGUACCGGGUACUUGUUCAAGAGGUGGAAUUUGGUGUCGCAUCUUGUCUUCUGGAGGAGAUUGAGAACGAAAAAUGAAGCGGAUCCCAUUAAAAUAACGAGGAAAUCAAGCACUGAAAAAGAUGUGGGCUCCCUUGGACUCAAGUGGCCAGAAGCAUCGUCAACGGUGUCGAGGGAAUUCAGGUAGUUCAUUGCAUGUUGUUUGCAGAGGGAUCCAGUGAAGAGAUGUUCUACUAGCCAAUUGUUUUUUGUACUUAGGGUUUUGGUGUGAGGAUUGGUUCAGGAAUGGAAAGGGCGAUGGCUCAAGCUGUUGAAAAAUGGUACAAACAAAUGCCAAUCCUUGUUCGGUCGUAUCUCACUCCUACAAUUAUUACACACCUAUUGAUUGCUCUCUCAAUGUUAGCCCUCUCUCGCUAUCAUGGUUUCAUAGUUUGACUUCCUAUUUGAUUAUCCCAAAAAAAAAAAGCGAAAUUCCUUUUUAGGGGUUGGGUUUAUUCUCAAAUGCGCAAUUUGGAAUUGCAUAGAUAUAAUUUAUUUGCAAUGUGCGUUCAACGUAUCAAAAUUGGGUGUUAAAUUUUAGUCCAUUCCCUGGUUCCAAAUUUGGAUCCUAUCCCUGUUUGAGCUGCAUUCACUAUUCAUUGGUCAUGUUUUACUUAAACAGGCGGGGUUCUCAAUGUAAUAAUCUUUGUGGUAUGAUUUUAUAUUUCAAUUGUUCAUUUGUUGGUGUACAGGAUCGACUAACA
Messenger RNA from Rhododendron vialii, 925 nucleotides. RefSeq lists its product as uncharacterized. The record is from RefSeq and is a predicted model, not a curated record. Bases 1 to 369 code for a protein of 122 amino acids. The transcript is spliced from 6 exons. NCBI's taxonomy places the organism in Eukaryota, Viridiplantae, Streptophyta, Magnoliopsida, Ericales, Ericaceae.